Messenger RNA from Linum trigynum, 1273 nucleotides. The record is from the annotation of a GenBank genome assembly. NCBI's taxonomy places the organism in Eukaryota, Viridiplantae, Streptophyta, Magnoliopsida, Malpighiales, Linaceae.
AGAAAGAAAAAGGAGAGCAAGGUCCGACGGUUCCCGGCUUCCCGCUUCUCGCAUCUGGCACUCAAUUUUUGGUGGCGCGAAAAGCUCGAAUUCGCGGGAAAAAACAGAACCCCGCUCGAUCUAAUCUCUCUCAUCACCCUAACCCGAUCCGAUCUAUAGCUAAGUUGACGCGCCGGAACUUACUCCGCCUCGCUGCGAUUCGGAACCAAAAAGAUGUUCGGAAGGCUGAGACCGCCGUCGUCUUCGCUUGACAGCUUGGAAAUGGAGAGGUCCCAUUCCAAGUUCUUAAAGGACGAUUCUCUCUCCGUCUACGAAGCUACGCUGAUGAAGCUCAAGCUAGGUUCUCAACGUGCCGUACUCUUGCCUCCUCACCCUGACGAUCCAAUGGACGCCGAAACCGACAGCGUCUCUUCUUCUUCUUCGACUCCUUUAAUCGGUACUUCUCCCGGGUUCAAUUCCACCAUCCCACUAAACCCCGCCAACUCUACUUCCCAACCACCGACAACAGCGGCUGGAAGUUGUGCGUCUUUCACCAUUUCUUCAUCUUCAAGUGAUGCUACCGAACUGAAACACCAGGUUUCAGUUCUUCAACUUUUCUCCAAGUACAAAGUGUCUCGACAAGAAGAAUCGAUCUCGUCUGGUAGAGGUAUUCCUACAAUGACCAUGGACUACGGUGUGUCUGUAAAUAACUCCCCCAGCUCUGUGGGUUUUCCAUCCUCUAUAUGACUUUGGGAGGCGGCGGCAGCAGCAGCAAUGGCUAUUCUGCAGAUUGAUCCUUCAGUUUUUGAAUCCCUUGUCAAAUGUACGAUUUAGAUUUGUACCCAGAAGCUGAUUCUAUGUUUCAGCAUUGUUUCAGUUCUUUACUUUUGCUUCUACAGCGCUUACGAGAGGCAAACACUACUUGCUCUGCAUUCUUGUAUUCAUUCUAUCCAAAAUAUUGCUUAUGAAAGGCAAUGACAUAUUUUGCCCAAACUCAUCCACCAUGUUUAUGUCUAUGGUAGAUUUAGGGGUUCUAAAUGCACCAAAAAUCUGGUGUGUAUCCACUCCGACCAAACAGAUUACUAUUUUGUACAACAGACAAGGUAGAGAGAAAGCGAGCAUUUGCAUCUCUUGCAUAUAGAAGCAGAAAAAGGAGCACACAACAUCUUCUUGCAUAGUACGCAUCUUUCACAUAACUCAUUGCAAUUUUUCAAGUCCCAAAAAGAAGUCAAGACUGCCGUUGCCUACAUCUUUAAUCCCACAUUUGGUUCUGAAAUCAAAGCUGCAGUAGGCA